ACUCAGAGUAACCUAAAAUAUGAGCUGUUAAUCCCCAAACUCAGAGUUCAACCUAAAAUUUCCAAUUGCUCAAUUGAGCUGUUAAUCCCCAAACUUAGAGUUUAACCUAAAAUAUGAUUAAUAGUUUCAAAUCAUGGGGACUGCGUGUUUUCUACUACCCAAAUUCAAGAACUACAUUUCCCCUUUUUUUCGCGAUCUCCACCAGUUUUCGUCGUCCGCCGCUCUAAUCCGACGUGCCUGGACUCUCCUCCCGGAGGAACCCGAAUCCGAUGAGCCGGAUGGCGGAAGCUUCGUUUACAGGCGCGCCCUCAAGUACCAGCGACCCAUCACUGUUCAAUACGAUGAAAGCUUGCGCAACUCUGUCAGCUUCAUUGGUACUAUAGACUACCCUAUCAAAAACUGCAAUACCACCAAUGGACAUUUUGGCGUGUAUACAAUGCUCAAUGUCAAAGCUUCCCCUGGCCUGUACCGCGACUUGAGGGUACUGCUGAAAAUGUGGCAUGAAAUGGCUGAAAUAUCGGUACAGCAUCUCAAGCCAAACGAUUUAAUUUAUGUUUCAGGUCAUCUAGGAUGGUAUACCAAGGUGGACGAAUAUGGGAGGUGUAUUCGUUGUCAUGAGGUGCAGGUUAAGGAGAUAAAUUUUGUUGCCCAAAGUGGUUUGGCUCCUGCUUGCAAGAAAUCAAAAAAAUUGGAAUCAGGAGAUUCGACAGUAGAUUAUGCACAGAAGAAACGAGACAGACUCCAUUUAUGGCAAGUUUUCUUUACCAACCCUAAUGAAUGGUGGGAUAAUAGGAAGAGUAAACCUCGCCCAAAUCAUCCAGACUUUAAGCACAAGGAUACCGGUGAGGUCCUUUGGCUCCAGGACAAUGAUCCUCCAUGGAUCAAAAAACAAGUCCAACUAUACGAUGCUAGAUUGAGGGAACAAAGUCCAGAAAACAUAUUAGUCCCCUUUGGUUUAUGAGGGCACAUAAGGAAUUGAAACUCAGAUACGGGGCUCCAAGUGGUGAAAAUGUGAGUUAAAUAUACUCUCCGUUAAAUUGUUUCCAAUAAUUUAGAUUGCUGCAGCACGAGGCAUUUCUGAUGUUUGGAUCUUAUAGCUUCCCAUGCAUUAAGAAGGAAGCAACUUUGUGUUUCAAACGAAAUAUCCAGGCCAUAAUUAAGGUAUUGCAGCUUCAAACCACAAAGAAAUUCGUAUCUCCUCCUUCAGAUGAUUUGCUGAAUACAACUUGCGUUGGUAAAGAAGCAUGCACUGGUUAGUGACAUGGUGUUGCGCCAGAUAAAGAAAAGCUCAUCAGCUCAUAUCCUCCUUGAUAUCUACUGUACAGAAUUUUCUUCAGGAAAAAAGGUUACACAGGCUAGUGACUUGGUGUUGCUCUGUAUUGUAUUUACAAGUCAUACUUUGUUACCUCGACUGAAUAUUCAUUGGAGAACAAGCGUAGUGUAAUGGUUUUACAUGCAUAAAGAUUUGAGUGACAAAAGAAUAUACUUAAAAUGAAACAUGUAUAUUGUUUCUUCCUUCUGUCUAGUUAUAUUAUGAACCCUAUAACUUAAUAAUCUCUUUUAUGUAAAAAAUUUUCCCGGUUUUAA
Olea europaea var. sylvestris is the source of this 1587-nucleotide messenger RNA. Its product is annotated as protein OSB1, mitochondrial-like. Gene Ontology annotation, biological process: mitochondrial DNA replication; positive regulation of helicase activity. Gene Ontology annotation, molecular function: single-stranded DNA binding. Bases 134 to 961 code for a protein of 275 amino acids. The record is from RefSeq and is a predicted model, not a curated record. Lineage: Eukaryota; Viridiplantae; Streptophyta; Magnoliopsida; Lamiales; Oleaceae. The transcript has 4 exons. Gene Ontology annotation, cellular component: mitochondrial nucleoid.